Messenger RNA from Coccomyxa subellipsoidea C-169, 1230 nucleotides. RefSeq lists its product as hypothetical. Lineage: Eukaryota; Viridiplantae; Chlorophyta; Trebouxiophyceae; Coccomyxaceae. The record is from RefSeq and is a predicted model, not a curated record. The coding region runs from base 1 to 1230 and encodes 409 amino acids. The transcript has 8 exons. Gene Ontology annotation, biological process: lipid metabolic process.
AUGUUUGCCGCAACACAGGCGCUGGGAUGGGCGCUGUUCAGCUCAUCCCUGAUCAGUGUCAUCUACCUGAUCUCCUUAGCCGCUCGGGGGAUGGCUUACUGCAUCCGCUGCUGGGUGUUUGCCACCGGCUCCGCCAUGCUCGCUUCCCAGCUGUUCUUGGGCAUAUCCAUAUGGAUGUUCAAGGACGACAUCCGCUCCGGCAUAAAGGCUGUGCAGCAGCCCAAGGCGACGGCCGCGGCAGCCGCGGCGCGCUCGAGCAUUUGGAUCCCCAUCCUGAUGAUGUACCUCCCCGUCCACAUCUUCUUCGCGGCCCUUUUCGCCACCUUUGCGGUGGUGCCGGCCGCCUAUGCGAGCGCCAUCUGGAUCGGCGGCUGCCUUGUGUACUACCUCAGCACCGUCUUUGGCGAGCCUGAGCAUACAGGGAGGCGGGAAUGGCCCGCAUUUAAGGACUGGUUCACGAGGAACCUGCAGCCGGCGCUGAAUGCCUGGAUGGGUACUGUGGACGUGGUCUACGAUGGUGAUGUCCCUCUGGACCCUUCCAAAAAAUACGUGUUCGGCUACGCUCCCCACGGCCUCUUCCCAAUAGGCGGCCCGUACCUGCCGCUGCUGCCAGGGUUCAGGAAGUUGUUCCCAGGGAUCCACCCCACACCCCUGGUGGCCUCUGUUCUGUUCUUCACCCCCAUCAUCCGUGACUUUGUCAGCUGGUGUGGCGUGCGGCAGGUGGCACGGAGGACGUUUGUGAGGGCGCUAAGAGAGAGGAACUCCGUCAUACUGGUGCCCGGAGGCCAGGCGGAGCUCAUACACACCGGGCGCCUCUUCACCAGCAAGGAGUUUGUGAUCUACCCCAGGCAUAAGGGUUUUGUGCGGCUAGCUGCGCAGCACGGAGCCUCCCUGGUGCCUGUUCUGGCGUUUGGGGAGCUGAACACUCUGAGGAAUUUUGUUGACCUCCCAGCACUGCAGGCGUGGACCUAUAAGAAGCUGGGUUUCCCAAUUCCUUAUCUGGUGGUUGGCCGGUGGGGAAUGACGCCCUUCCCCAGCAAGACUGCCCUCAAGUUCAUAGUGGGUUUGCCCAUUGCACCACCAGACAUCCCCCUUGGCGGAGAGGUCACUCAGAAGCAGGUGGCUGUAAUGCACAAGGAGUUCUACGAGUCCAUUGAGAGGAUGUACCAUAAGUACCAGCCCAGCUUCCCAGCCUACAAGGAUGUCAAGCUAGUCAUGCUGUCCCACUGA